Epinephelus lanceolatus (giant grouper) is the source of this 782-nucleotide messenger RNA. Its product is annotated as ciliary microtubule inner protein 1-like. NCBI's taxonomy places the organism in Eukaryota, Metazoa, Chordata, Actinopteri, Perciformes, Serranidae. The record is from RefSeq and is a predicted model, not a curated record.
GACAGAUGGCGGCUUCACAGCGAACAUCUGAGCCCAUCAACUUUGUGCAUCAGGAUGAAAUCUGGAAAGCACAUGUAAAAGUUGAGAAGGAUUCGGCUGAGGUCUGGCCCAACAAGUGGGGCUUCCUGACCGAGGUGUACAAGGAGUACGAGGGGGAGAGUGUGAAGCUGAAGGAGGAGGUCCGAGUCAAGCCUCCUCAUCACCUGGCAUCUGGACCUGCGACCACUCCUGAUAAAUCCAUCCACGUCGGCCCCUCUCCUCCGGUUCCUCAGACAACUCAGGCCCUGAUUGGCUGGCGUUCGGCUCACUCACAUCUUCAACUUGAAAAGCACAUCACGAUGCAUCAUGGGAGGCGUAGUUUUCUGAAGGAGCUGGGCUGGCCUUUCGACGCCUGCAGCUGAGUGGAAGCCACCGCUCUGUGUUGUCUCAGCUGAUCACUGACUCAGUGAGCUACGAGAAUGUAGCAUCAACUAAAGACAGACAUUAAAUCAAUCCUGAGAAUACAUGUUCCAAAAAAGCUUUCCAGAUGUGGAAUGUUCUCGAAAUGGUCUUUUAUGUCCUUCUAUAACUCUUGUUCUUCACUAUCCUCCUGAGACCCUGUGUCGUCACAUAACGACAUCACAUUUUGAGUCUACUUGACCUUAUACUUUAUUCUACUAUACUUAGACCUGUUGUCCUCGUUCGUAGACACUUUUGUGCCAUCUAGUGGUAGCAAGAGCACAAUACACCAAUUCACAUAAAUAAGUUGGCAGCCAUCUCUACUGAGUCAGUCUGCAGCUGAU